Molecule: messenger RNA, 3278 nt
Organism: Myxocyprinus asiaticus (Chinese sucker)
Lineage: Eukaryota; Metazoa; Chordata; Actinopteri; Cypriniformes; Catostomidae
Product: interferon-induced GTP-binding protein MxA-like
Exons: 12
Coding region: 184-2073 (629 amino acids)
Biological process (GO): defense response to virus
Cellular component (GO): microtubule; membrane; nucleus
Molecular function (GO): GTPase activity; GTP binding; microtubule binding
Source: RefSeq, a predicted model, not a curated record
GCUUCUGUUCUAGUAAACGCACGCUGCACUUAACAGCAUCACUCUAAAAGCAAACCGGGAGGUGUUUUACAAAUCGAAAAGUUUAAGAUUCAAGAUACGAAUCGAUAGAGUCAAUACAUCUGAUACAGGCGGAGGAGAUUAUUUAUUUUCGCUAUUUAGAAAUUUUGUCGUUUUAUCGAGAGGAUGAGUUACACAUUCAGUCAGCAAUAUGAGGAAAAAAUCCGCCCUUGCAUCGAUACAAUCGACAAAUUACGUUCUUUGGGAGUCGAAAAGGAUUUGGCGCUACCUGCCAUAGCCGUUAUUGGGGACCAAAGCUCAGGAAAAAGUUCUGUUCUAGAGGCACUGUCAGGAAUCGCGUUGCCCAGGGGUAGUGGAAUUGUUACACGAUGCCCUCUUGUGCUCAAGAUGAUCAGAACUAAGGAGGAAGAUGGAUGGCAUGGGAAAAUCAGUUACAACCAGGAUUAUGUGGAGGACAUUGACGACCCAGCAGAUGUUGAGAAAAAGAUUCGUGAGGCCCAGGAUGAGAUGGCUGGAACAGGGGUUGGUAUAAGUGAAGAACUUAUCAGUUUGCAGAUCACUUCUGCAAAUGUCCCUGACCUCACGCUUAUUGACCUCCCCGGUAUCGCUCGAGUGGCAGUCAAGGGUCAACCUGAGAAUAUUGGAGAGCAGAUUAAGAGACUGAUCAGGAAGUUUGUUACCAAGCAAGAAACAAUCAACCUUGUUGUGGUGCCAUGCAAUGUUGACAUUGCGACCACAGAAGCAUUAAAGAUGGCUCAGGAAGAGGACCCUGAAGGCGAAAGGACUUUAGGCAUCCUAACAAAGCCGGAUCUGGUGGAUAAGGGCACUGAAGGGGCUGUGGUAGACAUUGUGCACAAUGAGGUCAUUCCACUUUCUAAAGGCUACAUGAUUGUCAGGUGCAGGGGACAGAAAGAGAUCACGGAGCAGGUUACUCUUAAGGAGGCCACAGAGACAGAGAAGAUCUUCUUCAAAGACCAUCCUCAUUUUAGAACACUCUAUGAAGAGGGCUUUGCUACUAUUCCCAAGUUGGCUGAGAAACUAACAAUUGAGUUGGUUCAUCACAUUCAGAAAUCACUGCCUCGGCUAGAGGAGCAAAUCGAGAAAAAGCUUGAAGAGACACAAAAGGAACUGCAGGCAUAUGGCACUGGACCACCAUCAGACCCUGCAGAAAGAUUUAGCUUUCUCAUUGAUAAAGUUACAGCUUUCACUCAGGAUACUUUCAACCUGACCACUGGAGAGGUGCUUAAAACUGCUUCAGAUCUAUUGAUUUUUCCAGAACUCCGCAAAGAAUUUGCAAAAUGGAAGUGCAUCUUGGAUCGUUCAGGAGAUUCCUUCAAUAGGAAGCUUCAGAGAGAAGUAGAUAAUUAUGAAGCCAAGUAUCGGGGCAGAGAGCUUCCAGGCUUCAUCAAUUACAAGACCUUUGAGGGUCUUGUCAGGGAACAGAUCAGGCAGUUAGAGGAACCUGCGUUAAAGACACUGAAGACCAUCUCAGAUGUGGUAAGAAAGAAGUUUAUCCAGUUGGCCCAUUUUAGCUUCAUUGGAUUCCCCAAUCUUCUUAAAAUAGCAAAGACUAAGAUUGAGGGCAUCAAGCAAGAUAAAGAAUUACUGGCAGAGUCCAUGCUGAGGACCCAAUUUAAGAUGGAGCUCAUUGUUUAUAGUCAAGAUGGCACAUACAGCCAGAGCCUACAUGAUGCAAAGGAAAGACUAGAAGAAGAAGAAGAAGAAAUUGCACGUAAUCCUAAAAAAAAAAGUUUUCUCACUGUGGCAGAAAGCACUGGCAAUCAUGCCACUCUGCGGGAGAUGAGGCUGUUCCUUGAGUCCUACUACUCAAUUGCAAGCAAGCGUCUAGCUGACCAGAUCCCAAUGGUGAUCCGCUAUCUGCUGCUCCAGGAGGCUGCUGUGGAACUGCAGAGAAACAUGCUGCAAUUGCUGCAAGAGAAAAAUGCUAUAGACGACCUGCUAAAAGAGGACUAUGACAUUGGCCAAAAGCGGGAUAACUUACUGUGCCGUCAGAGACGUCUGAUGCAAGCACGGAAUGCAUUGGUUGUCUUUUAGAAUUCAGUUAAUAUUGUUAUUUGCAACAGUUUUAAAUGCAACACAAUCAUACAGUGGUAGUGAAGUAACAUGAAGUUUAUCAUCUCCCUUCCAUUAAGCAUUGGCAGAUUUUUUUAUUUUUUAUUUAUGCAUUUGACAUUUUAUCUUUUGGCUAUUCAAUAUAUUUUAGUGUUGUUGUUGUUUUCUUGUGUGUGUGUGUGUGUGUGUGUGCUGUUAAAUCUGCACUCAGUAAUUUUUGUUUUUGUUGUCUUGGGCUUACACUGACACCUAGGGGCCCUGGAUGCAGCAUCAUUCAAAAUCAAUAGUUUUUAUUCACACAUGUCAUUGUAGAAAUUAACUAUUCACAAUCAGCCAUCAUUAAUCUAUUCCAUGAGUGAAAGUGAACAACAACGGGCUGGUUACUGAGAUUAAGCGAGUAGUAUUCGGCUGGUCAUAUGAUCUUAACAUGGUAGCCUCUAUGUAGAAUAAUACAGCUUUUAUAAGGUUACUGAUAUGACUGGAGUCUUCAUUUCAUGUAAGUGGUCAUGAUUUGAAAUGUUUCAAAAUGACUAAUUUCUUUUUGAGUAAAACUUUUUUAAAGAUGAAAAAGUGAGUGCAGAUAAUCAUUUACCAAAGAAUAUAAUGUUACCCAGCCUUAAUACAGAUGUUUAAAAUACUUUUGAGCUCUGAAGUUUAGAGCUGUGAUAGUCCUCUUUAUGCAAUAUACAUGUAAAUGCAAUUGUCCAAUAUGUUUUUAUAAUGUCCAAGAGGUACUGAAAAAAAGCUUCUUUUACAAUUGCAGGAUUUUGUGCAGUAGUACCCCAUCAGUGUCUGACAUAUUCAUGCCUUCCGUUAACUUCUAAUAGACCUAAUACUGUGUCUGGAACAGGAUUGGCCUAUCUAGUCCAAAGACCCUGGUUAUCUUUCUUUUGGUUGCCACUGUCCUCUCAUCUACAUAAGAUUCUGAUAUGGUUGGUUAAAGUUUUUUAUCAUAUGUUUCACAAACAAAUAUGAGAUAUGAAGCUGUUGAUUGGUUAUAAUGGGAAAUUAGAGUAAAUAUUGGAAAGGUGACAUCAUUGAUAUAAAGCAUGAAUAAUGCAAAAUAUAACAGACCCUUAGCAUUGACCAUGUCACUAUGGAAGCAUGUUUAAAUAUUCUUUGGACCAAAAAGUAUUAUAGCAAAAUUUAAAAUGGGAUCAUUUUGAUUAAAAUAUAAUGAGUGAACA